GAUAUUGCACUAAGGGAAACCGCACUUCUAUCAGAAUUCAUUUUUGUUUAUGUUUUCCGUAUCUUAGAGCAUGAUUUAAUUAAUUUAGCCGUAGUUAAUUGGCUUCAUGGCUCACCAAGGAGUUACUUCGGCGUGGAUUUGUCUAUUUAAGGCAUCUAGCUGUUAGGCUCCUUGCUUCACUUGGUCUUUUCCUCUUAUGUUUCUGAACUCGAGAGUCAAGAUGAUGUUUCUUGUAGCCUUUUUGCUUACUUUACAAUCUCAUGUGCCAGCCCUUGAUGCUUGCCCUAAAUGUGGCAACAUGCUAGUCCCUUACCCACUUAGCACAAGUGAUAAUUGUGGAAACCCUAUGUACAGAAUCUAUUGCAACAAUGGUGCUCUAGAGUUCCUGUCAGCUCAAGGACUAUACUACAGGAUUCUCAGUAUCAAUCCUAGUGCUUAUAAACUUGUCAUACGCCCUCCCCUAAUAGGGAAAGACACAUGCUAUUCCUCUGAUCUUGCCGUAGGAGGAUUAGGGCUUGACGAGAACUUGCCAUUCAACAUAUCCGUUCGCAACACUGUUAUGUUAUUCAACUGUUCUGAUAACAUUCUUCUGUCACCAUUGAAUUGUUCGUCGACCAGCUAUUGUAGGCAGUACGAGGAGAUAGAAGAGGGGAGUGGGUGCAAAGGAACUCUUUGCUGCCACUACUUGAAAGACGCAUCAAUGACUUCGCAUAGGAUUAGGAUUAGAGUUGGAGGGUGCACAGCUUAUACUUCUGUUGUGGACAUCAAACCUGUGGAUCCCGUUGAUAAAUGGAACUAUGGAAUUGAGCUGCAAUGGAUGCCUCCAAACUAGGAGGCAGCACGUGACUACUUGUGGUGCAAGCUUCUGAACUAUAUGAUAUAUAGUCUAUGUUAUUGCUUGUUAUGCCUACUUUAAUUACAGCCCAUGUCCUCAUCUGCUGUUCCUUCUGUUACUCGCACGUGUGUGCUUGUUCCUUCUAUAUUUUGCUAAUAAUGAAUCAAU
Populus euphratica (Euphrates poplar) is the source of this 1003-nucleotide messenger RNA. RefSeq names its product wall-associated receptor kinase-like 20. The coding region runs from base 197 to 832 and encodes 211 amino acids. NCBI's taxonomy places the organism in Eukaryota, Viridiplantae, Streptophyta, Magnoliopsida, Malpighiales, Salicaceae. The record is from RefSeq and is a predicted model, not a curated record. The transcript has a single exon. Gene Ontology annotation, molecular function: polysaccharide binding.